AUGGGGGCGCCGGCUCCGAGCGAAGCCUCCCGGGGGCGGAAGAAGUCGGCGGGGCGUGGCCACCACCGCUUCGUCGGCGUCCGGCAGCGCCCCUCCGGUCGGUGGGUGGCCGAGAUCAAGGACUCCCUCCAGAAGGUCCGCCUCUGGCUCGGCACCUUCGACACCGCCGACGACGCCGCACGCGCCUACGACGACGCCGCACGCGCCCUGCGUGGGGAGAACGCGCGCACCAACUUCGAGGUCCCGAACCCUUCCUCCCACGGCGGGGCCCGCGGCGGCCACGACAGCAUCGAGCCCUUCUCGUUCGAGGAGGUGUGCGGGACCGGGAACGAGACGGACGGGAUCCUCGGCGCCCUCAAGACCAAGCUGCUCGACGGAAAAGGCCUACGGAUUAAUCCAGCUGGCAGCAGCAACAACAACAACAACGCGCCAGCUGGCAGUGGUGGAGGUCAAAAGGACCAUACUACCCCUAUGAAUCAUACCGGCCAAGUAGCCGUAGCCGUAGCUCCCCCGGCGGCCCACAUUGGUGGUAGCAAUAGUAGGCCACCCAAGCCCCCGAAACCGAACCAACCGGCCGGUUUUGUCGGUGGUUCGACCGGGAUCGAGGAUAUUGGUCAUCAUAAUAAUCGUCAUGUCACGGAUCAUGGUAUGGUCGCGACUGAGCAUCAUCAGCAUCAAGGACUACACAAUUAUAGUCAGGAUACAACGGAAACGAUCGAUCUGAACAAUUCGAGUUACUGGGAAAAAACCAACGUUCAGUGGCAGCAGAGUCCUCCGCCCGUGACACUAGCCCCUAGCGGGGCGUGGUCCGGUCAACUCCAACAUCCCGAAUUUUCCGCCGGGUAUAACGGCCAUCACCAAAUGGCGUGGGCCCCACAGCCAGACGACAACCACCACCACCAAAACGCGGUGGCUAAUUUGUUCGACGGCAGCAGUAGUAGCGGGGCGACGACCAGCUCGUCGUGGUCGCUUCAUGACCAAUCGGGCAAUUUCCGUGCGUCGUCGUUUUCGAGUUCCGGGAUGGAUGUGACGAUGGCAAACGGAAACAAUCACGGCGUUAGGUUUAUGGACUGCGAUCUCCGUUCGUCGUCGACGGAGCACCAGUUUAUGCACUGCGAUCUCAACAACAACGACGACAACAACAAUAAUAAUACUACCGGCUGGACGCCGCCACCUGCCGGCGCCGGCGGUUCGUCUUGGGAUCCUCUCCUCUACAUGUCGUCGGUGCUAGGCUGA
Linum tenue is the source of this 1236-nucleotide messenger RNA. The record is from the annotation of a GenBank genome assembly. NCBI's taxonomy places the organism in Eukaryota, Viridiplantae, Streptophyta, Magnoliopsida, Malpighiales, Linaceae.